AGACUGAGCAGUGAGCAGUUGAGCACGAACAGAGUUGAAGUUUUUCUCGAUUUCGGCCCGCAGUCAAAAAUAGUCAAGUUCAAAGGGAAAAAUACAAAGUUCGCCAUAUUGUUGGCUCAAUUAAAUUCAUUGAAGGGUUACUGUGCGAAUUAUCAGUAUUGGAUAUUGCAGGGAUCUUAUGAUAUUGCCAAACACCAAACCAUUCAAUUCAGUUGGAAGACCAGCAAAUGGUUCGAAUGCAAUAUACGGUAAUAGCGGAGUAAAAAGUCUACUUCUUGUCUUCUUUUAAAAGGAUGAAAACAGCACAUAACCAAGUAUUUUAAUUAAGAACAAUUAACUUGUGACAAGAAUAUCAUGAGUACUCUAAUUGGUAUUGUUCUAAAAUGUGUUCAGUGAUAUAAUGUAUUCUAUAACUUAAUUCAUAAGUGAGUCCUAGUAGCAGUCAUGCAAAAUUUUCUAUAGCUACAAAUAAUCAAAAUAUAGCUAUAGUGAUGGCUGGGACCUUUGAUCAUGAGGAUAAGGAUAGCUGGUAUUUUGGUGCUGUGGGAAGAAAUGAAGCAACAGAUUUACUUAUGGCUCAACAUGAAGGUGGUGUUUUCUUAGUGAGAGACAGUAAAACUUGUGCUGGAGACUUUGUGUUAUGUGUUAAGGAAGAUAGUAAAGUAAGUCACUAUAUAAUAAACAAGACACAACACCAGGAUCAAGCUAGAUACAAAAUUGGAGAUAAUUUCUUCAAAACAAUACCAGAGCUACUUGCUUUCUACAAAGUACAUUAUUUGGAUACUACUCCUCUUAUCAAACCUGCCAACAAGAAGGUUGAAAAAGUUGUAGCCAAAUUUGAUUUUGAGGGCAAAGAAAAAGAUGACCUCAGUUUCAAGAAGGGUGAUAUUCUCACAAUAUUGUUCAAAGAUGAAGAACAGUGGUGGACUGCUAGAAAUAAAGAUGGUAAGACUGGAUCUAUUCCUGUUCCAUAUGUUCAAAAAAUUGAAGAAAGUCAUUCUCCAGUAGAUCUUCAGAGAACAAGUUCUGGUUUUGUCAAUGCCACCAUAUUACAAACAGAUGCAGCAAAAAGAAAUCAGAUGCAACGAAAAUUACCUGCCAAAGCCAGAGUUAAGCAAGUGAGAGUUCCAAAUGCAUAUGAUGAUACAGCUUUAAAAUUAGAAAUUGGAGACAUAAUAAAUGUAACCAAGAUAAAUAUUAAUGGACAAUGGGAGGGGGAGCUUAAUGGAAAAACAGGAUAUUUCCCCUUCACACAUGUUGAAUUUUUGGAAGAAGAAAAUGAGAGUUAGUCUUCUCACCAAGUUGUAAAAUUUUCAGAAUAUUUUGCUAAUGUUGUAUUGUAUAGAGCUGGAUUUUUUAUUGUAUAUUUAUUGAUUAUUAUUUUAAUUGGCACUAACAUUAAUCUUAUAUAUACAUAUAUACUUAUAUUCAUUUAUUUAUGAACAAUUUUAUAAUACAAUUGCACUGAUAUGGUCAAUUUGUAUUUUUAUUAAUUACAUAUCAAUAUUUC
This is a messenger RNA of Phaedon cochleariae (mustard beetle), 1510 nucleotides long. The record is from the annotation of a GenBank genome assembly. Lineage: Eukaryota; Metazoa; Arthropoda; Insecta; Coleoptera; Chrysomelidae.